AUGGAUCUGUUAGGGGUUGACGGGUCCUCCCUCUCGGUUGCAUUUUCCCGGCCAGAUCUACUUGCUAUGGUUGUUUCGGGCUCGGUGGAGGCUGACUGUUCCACUUCACCAGUUCAUCAUGUCCUCCGUGUCGGUGGAGGCCGGAGUUGCGGGAGCGACUUCGAUUGGAAGGUUGUGUGUUCCCAUAUCCUCAGAUCGGCGCUAGACUCGGCGUGUUUUGGCGUCGGUUCUGUGGGGACAGUAUGUCUCGGUUCGUUUGCACCCUAUGUCGAUAAUCGAGGUCGUCACGUGCAGCUUUCGGUAUUCCACCUGAGCCGAGACUUAUAUGGUCAUCAGAGUUCGGCUCGACGGUGGGGCAGCGGCGGCAAAAGUUUGGCCGGCAUCUGCUUAGAGAAAUUAUGUUUUCUUUGGACCUCACAUGUUGUUUCUGGCCAGACCUCUUAA
Messenger RNA from Arabis nemorensis, 444 nucleotides. The record is from the annotation of a GenBank genome assembly. NCBI's taxonomy places the organism in Eukaryota, Viridiplantae, Streptophyta, Magnoliopsida, Brassicales, Brassicaceae.